Messenger RNA from Acanthosepion pharaonis, 657 nucleotides. Lineage: Eukaryota; Metazoa; Mollusca; Cephalopoda; Sepiida; Sepiidae. The record is from the annotation of a GenBank genome assembly.
AUGGAAAGAGUUAGUCUGUUCACAUUGUCUUUAUUUUUUCUCUUUCUUCAUUUUUUUUCUUCAUUUCCUUCGUCCUCUUUCUUACUUUGUACUCAAUUUCAUCGCUCUCUUUCUUCAUUGUUUCUUAAAUUUCUUCCUUGUUUCUUCAAUUUCUUCCUUCUCUUUCUUCCAUGUUUCUUUCAUGACUUCCUUCACGUUCUUCAAUUUUUUUUUUCUUCCUCUUUUAUUUCAUUUAUUCCUUCGCUUUCUUCAUAUUUUCCUGAUUUUCUUCCUUCUCUAUCUUCUAUUUUCCAUUUAUUCGUUCUCUUUCUUCGUUGUUUCUUCCAUUUCCCCCUUCUCAUUUUUCUUCCCCCCCCCCAUUUCUCCCAUCGCUUUCUUCCUUUUUUUUCCAUUUCUUCUUUCUCUCUUCCUCAUUUGGUUCUAUUUAUUCAGUCUCUUUAUUCCGAUUUCCUUUUCUCAUUCCUUCACUUUUUCUUGUUUUCUUCUGUUUCUUUCUCCUCUUUCUUCCGUUUUUCUUCCAAUCUCUUUUUGUCUUCCAUUUCUUUUUUCGAUAUUUUUUCCAUUUUUCUUACGUUUUUUUUUCCAUUUCUUUUUUCUUUAUCUUUUUCUUAUUCUUAUUUUCUUUAUUCCUAUUACAUAAUCAAACAACAUCUUUAA